AGCCAUUUUGGCUCAAGCAGUUUGGGACCAAGUGGGAAUUGGCCUCUGCUAACCUUACUAUAUUGAGUAGGGAAUCGUGCGUGAAGAUAUGUCAAGGCUUGCAGGCGAGAAGCCGCGAGGUUUGGGCGCAGACGUGCGCAGAUUCAGGGCACUGCAAAACGCAUCCGUGACGAUUUCCGUGGGAUGGUUCAUCGUUCUGCUCAGCGCUAGUAAUGUGCCACCCUUUUCUUUAGCCCUGUGGCACAAGAGCAAUUCUUUAAGCCUCAUUCGAAGAUUAAGCAGUGCUACGGACGACCUGAACAACCCAGCAUUUCCAAAUGCUUCUGGCGCCGACGCGCCGUCAACUUUGCUGUUAUCAGAUGCGCUGAAGACGAAUGGAACCGCGCUGGCGGGCCGAGCCGACACAGUUGAAGCUCUGAAGCUGACUGGCCAAUUGAUGCAAGAGUGUGUCGUGUUCUUGAGCACUCUCCUUUGGUCCUCGUUCUGCCUAGUAUGGCAGAAAGGUGUACAUGUGCGUUACGGGAUCUUUGCUGGAAUCGCGCUGUUGGCAUCAACACUUAUUGUGUUCGCGUGGGCGCACUUUCGCAGUAGAUCCGGGUUCCACAGUUUGUUCCGCUACGGGGCUCUAGGGGAUGCCGACGGAAUGAGUCUCUUGUCACCUACCCAAUGGAUUGGUCUAAAUGGUUCGCGCUACGAAGUGCGUUUGGAGCAUGAUCGGAACGUUGUGUACGCCCUGGGCCCAGACGCAAAAAUAUCAGAUGACGACGAUGAUCCAGACGAGCAGCGUGAUGAGCUGGCAUACGCACAAAGAUCAGAUGACGACGAUGAUCCAGACGAGCAGCGUGAUGCGCCCGCAGAAAGCAAAUGGGUGCAGGUGGGCGAAUUAGAUCGAUCUUCAGACGGGACGUUGGCCCUUUACACGGCGGACACAGGGAUAAACGGGGACACGGGAGUCUUCACCGAGAAGUGCAUCUUAUAGCAGAAGGGUACAUGGCACCGUUGUCAAACCGAUCGUUUGGCGCCUGGUGACCACGUGUUGCUGUUAGAUGGGAACAAGUGGGUCGAUGGCGUGGUCAAGGUUGUAGACGCUAGCGGGCAGGCAGAGCCCGUACACACCGUUCUUGUGUACGGCAUCAGCAGCAUGGGUUUGCAGGACGCUAGAAUUCCUGAAGUUCGUCGCUGGGAGCUUUUGAAAGUGAAGAUUUCGCUGUUGGAUCGGAUCACGUUGCUGAAGCAGGGUGCCCUAUACAUCGCAGAUGUUUUCCUGGACUUCUACAGCAUGGCUGUUUUCAUCGAGCACAAGCAGUUCAAAUAUUUCUGUGCGAACAUACUAGCCAUUGCCAUCUCGGCGCUUGAGAGCCAGAAAAUGUUACGGCCUAUCACAAACGCAUUGCUUUCUUGCAGCGUAGUCGGCGUAUUGACGGAACUCUGCUCGCGGAGAAGAAUCUGCCAAUUCGUAGGAGCAUUGACCGGCGUGGACUUUUUUGCUCGAGUGGAGAGAGGCGUGGCGUCGUGGAUACCCAACCGAGCGAUUUCAAUACUUCAGGGGAACAGAGAGUAGUAUAGAAGGUAUGGGCUCAAUGGCAGUCCAGACAUACGCCUUUGUGUACUCCUCGGUGUACAGUGUUCAAGACCAGCUCGUAAUCGUACUCUCUCUCAUGAGCUCUGUUGUCGGAUACUCUAGCGCCUCUGGUAUUGACGUGGAUGAACUCCAUUUUGGCCAGCGUUUGGUCGUCCCUCAAGACCAGCGCGACUUCAAAGCUAGGUUUCAGAAAGCCUUGCGCAUUGUGCAGCUCACUCGGAUUCUCGAGGUCUCGUCCCGUCUUUGCGUGGCGAUGUCCUUCAGCGUGGUGUUUCGUCCUUUGGGCGUCAUUGCAUGGGGCAUCUGGAGCGCGUUGUUCACGACAGUGAUUUUUCGGUACUGUGGAGAAUCCUGGGGCAACGCAGUGUGGAAUGCACUUCAGCCUGCAUCGUGGAUGGGAGCUGCAGAGGCGUAUCUCAUGAACCAGGAGCUUGAACCAACGCAUUACCGGAACCCAGGUGACACACGUAAGAUCAUAUGGAUAUUUAAUCCGGGGCCGGCGGAUUUCGCCCACGGCAUUGAGUCAUUUGCAAUGGUUUUGGUUCUGUACCUUUUCAAGCCCGCUGCGGUGAUUGAUGCGCUUUUGCAGGGGCACCAGUCCUACGCGUUCAUUUUUGGGCUGCUAGUGACCCCAUUGAGUUGGUUGUCGCAGGCAUGCGCGCUAUGGGCAGGCACCGAUCCAGCCCUUCACCGUUUUCAACCACCCGAUGAAAUGGCACGCGAGAGAGAGCCAGUAGAUCCAGGAACCGCUGCGAGUGCAAGUGUAUGUUGUCUCUAGCUUAGAUCCGGAAAUGGUCUCCACGGCAGCACGUCGCGUUCAGCAUGCGAUAUGUGCAAGUGUUAUGUGAUAGUGUGUGACAGCUUUAUCGUCAAUGGUAGAGGUGGUAUAACAUCAACUUCAACCACCAGCGACGUGUUGAGUGCGCAAGCUCAUGCGGAGUCCAUGGCGCAGAUUUGGGCAGUUCCGGUCCGACCCCCAUUGUAGAUCCCUCCCAGCCAGCACGCCAUCGGCGUAGCCUUCAGACGUCGCAUGCGCCAACCAGCUAGCACGGCCCACCCAGUUUGGGGCAAGUGGCAGCGUCCAAGGGGGGGCCUCGCUCUUGAGGUAUACUAGCCGCGUUGUUGCGCCGCGCGUAGUUUGCGGCAGCUUCGGUGGGUACAGUCGGGCAAAAACUUUGGCUGACCGUCAAUGCGAAUGCACACUGAUACUCUAGUAAACGCAAUUCUUUUGAUAUGAUCCAAUGGCUGAUAUCCUGAAGCGUGCCGAUCCAACUUGUUUUCUCGCAGAGUGAAUGGAACUUGUGCGCGGACUGAUGAUGUCAUCGCCCCGCGUCGCACGCGUGGCGUAUAUAGGUCCGGAUUUUUUCUUCGCGCGAGUCUGAUGCUGUAGAGGCGCGGACCAAUCCGCAUGCCAUAACGAGGGCACGUGCGCCAAUGUUUGCCAGCGUGCGCCUCAACCAGUAGGUUCUGACCUUCUCGAUUUGCUCCGCAAUCGGCAUGGUCGCUUAGGGUGCUGUCGGCGGCUUGUAGAGGGCAUCGCGACCGCAUUUUGUGUGCCUUGCCCGUGCACGUUGCCUGUCUGGAUGGAUGGAGAAAGGAC
Messenger RNA from Prorocentrum cordatum, 3182 nucleotides. Lineage: Eukaryota; Dinophyceae; Prorocentrales; Prorocentraceae. The record is from the annotation of a GenBank genome assembly.